AUGGUGCAAUUUUCUCAACGGUUCAGCAUAAACGACCACACGGACGUUCUUUUGGAGAUCCUCAAGCGGCUGGACGACGACCGCUCGCUGGCGGCGGCCGCCGGCGUCUGCCGCCUGUGGCGGGGCCUGGCAAGGAGUGACUCCCUGUGGGAGUACCUCUGCUUCCGCCAGCUGGCGCCGCCGCCGGAAAGGGUGAAGGCGGUGGUGGCGGCUCUGGGGGGUUACCGGCGGCUGUACACGGCGUGCGUGAGGCCGGUGCUCAGGACAAGGCGGCAGGGGAGGACGCAGGUGUGGACACGGCAUGAGGUGGAGCUGUCGCUCUCGUUGUUCUGCGUGGAUUACUACGAGCGGGUGAUGCUCGCCGGCGGCCGACCGCCGCCGUCGAAUUCGCUUGUGUUGGGACUGUGUGGAACUGUGGGUGUUUGA
This is a messenger RNA of Striga hermonthica, 426 nucleotides long. Lineage: Eukaryota; Viridiplantae; Streptophyta; Magnoliopsida; Lamiales; Orobanchaceae. The record is from the annotation of a GenBank genome assembly.